Messenger RNA from Aphanomyces invadans, 1263 nucleotides. RefSeq lists its product as hypothetical. NCBI's taxonomy places the organism in Eukaryota, Oomycota, Saprolegniomycetes, Saprolegniales, Verrucalvaceae. The transcript has a single exon. Bases 454 to 921 code for a protein of 155 amino acids. The record is from RefSeq and is a predicted model, not a curated record.
AUUUUUAAUAAAUCUCGAACAAACGUAAAAAUACAUUCCCAAUCACAUACAGACGCUACAUUUUGAGUCCUAAAUGAAGAGCGCUUCCACCAUCGUCAGCAGCAAGCCGGCCGCAGUCGUCUCAGUGCGGACGCUACCGGCUUUCUGAAAUCGCAGCACGACGAGGGAGUUCACCUGCUUGAUCAUAGCAACAGUCUUGGCGAAUCCCAGGGUCGCAGUGUCGACACCACCAACGGACAGCAGAAUAUCGCCCUUGGACGCGAGCUCAAGUCCGACGGAGGUCGAUGCGUCUGUGACUUGAUCAAUUAAAGGAUGACUCGACUUCGUCCGACCUUCCACGAGAACAAGACCGAGCCGGCCGCCCAGAUAGUGCACAUCAUAUUCGCCGCGAUCGUCAACGACGCUCGGCGGCCGUGGCGCGACUGUGAAGGAUAAGCGAAGCGUCCCGUCCACAUGGUGCAGUUUCGCCAUGGCCUGAUCAAAACCAAGAGACUUGGUAUCGACCCCAUCAAUCGCGACCAGCUCGUCGCCCACCUGGGCCAUUGGUUGUGCACCGGUCGUUUUCGUGACGACGGGCCGAUCGGAAUCGCCAUGCUUUUCAAACACAAGACCCAGCCGUUCGCCAUGGUACUUGAUGUCGUACCCUCCGUCUAUAGACGCCGUAUUCAACUGGGCCUGCUCAAAUGCAAGCACAAUCGGCUUCUCUACAUGACCCAACAUGGCCAACACAUCGUGGAACUUCAUCUCGGUCACGACUGUAUCGCCAAUGGACACAACAAUGUCGCCCACUCGGGGGUGGCAAUUCUUCAAAGCUGGCGGAAGCACGGCUUCGUUAAUGUUGGACACAUUCGUGACAAGUGUAAUCGGGUCUUUCGCGAACGAGAUGCCGAGGGGUUUCAUGUCGACGGUCCACUCGAAUGAGUAUCGUCGCGCAGUCGCCAACGGUGGAGCAACGUACAUUGGCGUGUCAUUGCGGCGGUUGCGAAAUACGAGAUACAGUGGGAGCUUGGGGUGUUGGAGGAUCGCAAUGGCAUCGUUGUAUGGAAUCGGACCGCUUCGUUGUUCUGCUUCUACAGAAUACAGCACGUCCCCGACACUACCUUCACUUGCGUCCAGCUGCGCAAAGUGAGGUGGAAGCGGGCGCACGAGUUUGGAGAUCACGGCCGCCCCUGAUGUUGGGUCUUCCUGUAGCCAAACACCGAGAUGGUCACUCUCCCAGUGGACGGUGUACGUCGGCGAAGGUGGCGGCAUGGUGAAAACGUG